AUGGCGUCCAGAAUCGCUACCCGUGCUUUCUCCACCACCGCUCGCCGGCUGCAAAGCGAGCACGUCCUGAAGCAGGAGACCAAGCGAAACCCCGAGCUUAUGAUCCUCGGCGCCGUCAUGGUCGCUGCUUUCGGUGGCGCUGGACUCUACUUUGGACGCACACCUACCUCCUCCACCUCCGAGCAGAAGGUGCCCCACGCCGGCAACCCCUGGGAGACCGGCGGCACGGGCAAGUACCAGUACUACCCGGGCGGUGACAGGUCCGCCGAGCCCAAGGACGCGCCCAGCGCCAUCAACACCGUUGUCGUGCCCGACGUCAACCUGCCAAAGGAGCUGCACGAGAAGUACAACAAGUGGGGCAAGGACGGUUACUAG
Diaporthe citri is the source of this 375-nucleotide messenger RNA. RefSeq lists its product as uncharacterized. The transcript has 4 exons. The record is from RefSeq and is a predicted model, not a curated record. The coding region runs from base 1 to 375 and encodes 124 amino acids. Lineage: Eukaryota; Fungi; Ascomycota; Sordariomycetes; Diaporthales; Diaporthaceae.